Messenger RNA from Silurus meridionalis, 7988 nucleotides. It is a transcript of the gene b4galnt4a, whose product is annotated as beta-1,4-N-acetyl-galactosaminyl transferase 4a. Gene Ontology annotation, molecular function: acetylgalactosaminyltransferase activity. The record is from RefSeq and is a predicted model, not a curated record. NCBI's taxonomy places the organism in Eukaryota, Metazoa, Chordata, Actinopteri, Siluriformes, Siluridae. Gene Ontology annotation, cellular component: Golgi cisterna membrane.
CGCCUCCUCGUUGACGCUCUUAGCUCGGCCUGUGAUAGGUCAAAGCUCAGUGCGGCUCCGCCCAAGUUCGGUUGCCCGGCAGCGUCAUGGAUGCUGAAGUGAGGAGCGACGGAAACGCGAGGGCAGGAGGCUGAACGCGCAGGGAAAUGAGUGGCGACUUUCCGGCUCCGGAGGAUCCCGAAUAAAUUACUGUGUUUGAGAGCGAGAGCCGCAAGCCGGAGCUGCAUUUUGUACAAUUGCGACGCGUGACAUAAAGAAGGAGAAGGAAGGGGAGAGACAGAGAGAGAGAGAGAGAGAGCGCGAUCGGAAGGUGCGAGCCGCGCGCGCGCCCACUCCCGCAAAUAGUACACGGAGCUCGAGGUGCUCGUAGCGAUCCGACUCUGGAAACAGGAGUGUGACCGUUUCCGGUGGCGUCUCAGGCAGGGAUAAAGCGCGUGUGAAAGCUGCGUGAAGAUCCGCGAUGAUGCCGAGCCACAAAACAACGCACUGCGUUUGACGCGUGCACCGAGUUGGAGCUGGACAUGCCCGAUUCCCCCUGUCAUAAUACCCUUAAAUACCACACUCAGUUAUUUAUAUUACUGGGUGCUUUAUUAAACCAUCACCCGGAUUGAGAUCGCACCGGCUCACGAGCGCGCCUCUGUGACCGAGUGAACUGGGAGUGAAACAUAUAUAUCUCGGGAUUGGCAGUGGAGAUAUAUCCAUGAUCGAUAGAGAAAUAAAUGAUUAUUGCCCGUGUGUAAGAGCGCGUGCAGUGCAGCUCGGGUGUGCAUGCAGCUCGUGCAGGUAAUUUGUGAGUCUGUUUCACGCGCGCGUGCUGUCAGUUUUUUCGUGCAUUUAUGAAUGCAAUAACAGGAGACACUGAUGCGUUGCACGAAAAGUGACCACGUGAAAGGGACAGCAAUGUGGCCUAACGCUGAAGAAAGUUUAAUCUGAAACCCUCCCCAGAUAGAAAGAGGGGGGGGAGGAAAAGGUGUGACUCUUGGCUGAAAGGCUCUGAACCCGUGGCAUGAUCGGAGUUUAAUCGGAGUCACCGAGGCCACGCAGAAAGAGGAUUGCACCGGAUUAGUGCGCAACUCCUGCCGCGUUCAGAGCGAAAGGCUCGCGAUGGGGUUGUUUUGAUUCGCGCUGUUUCAGGCACCGGAUCAGUUGCUGCACGCGGUGGCGCGGUCCAAUCAAAAAACAAUCCUCACACACCUCUCUUCAGCAUCUCGAGCACGGGCCGGAAAAAAAAUGACUCGAGCAUCCAAACGGACGUCACUGUGUGACUUGUGAGCGCGUGUACGUGCGUGCGUGCGUGUGUGUGUGUGUGCGUGUGUGUGUGCGGCUUAAAUCCCAGCGCGCGCUCCGAGUCGGACCUGUUGAAGCGGCGCUGCUCGGCGCGGAAUGUCGGUGAGCACGAGCCCGGUGUGGCGGAGGUGAGCGCGCGCUGUCCGUUUGCCCCGCGCUCCGGCUCGCUGCGAGGAUGCUGCGCUUCCCGGUGAAGAAAAUCAGGAAGCAGUUCAAGCUGCUACUGUUGCUGGUGCUGCUCACUUUCGCCGUGUGGUUUACCUACCUGCACAUCAACCAGGGCAAAUCCAUCCGACUGCACUUCAACUACGGCAAAGAUGGAGAGAGGCAAGCCGAAGGGACUGACGCCAGCCACAAGAGAAACUCACGCUCCUCAGACAGCCAUCACAAGAGUGAGGAUGCCAGCGACAGCCAUGAAGAAGACACAUCGGAGGACGAGCUUCACGUCACUGCAGCUGACAGAGAUCAGUCUGAGAUCCUGAAGUUCCUUGCGAAGAAGCACAAGAAGUUGCCAUGGAAACCUGAGUAUAAGGGUCAGGCAAACCUGCAUGUGUUUGAAGACUGGUGUGGCUCAUCUACCACUCACCUCAGAAAGAACCUUCAUUUUCCUCUCUAUCCCCAUACAAGAACUGUAGUGAAGAAACUGGCUGUUGCUCCCAAAUGGAAAAACUACGGCUUGAGAAUAUUUGGCUACAUUCAUCCAUACAAAGACGGGGAUUUCCAGUUUGCGGUGGCCUCUGAUGAUAACGCAGAAUUCUGGUUGAGUUCAGACGAGAGCCCACUUAACGCCCGUCUGCUGGUCUAUGUGGGCCAGUUGGGGUCAGAGUGGACUGCACCAGGGGAGUUCACCAAAUUCAGGUCUCAGGCUUCCAAAUCUGUCCAUCUCAUCGCUUCCAGAAGGUACUACUUUGAGAUUCUGCACAAGCAGGAUGACAAGGGCUCAGAUCACGUCGAGGUUGGGUGGCGACCUUUCCUGCCAGGCUUAAAAUAUGAGGUCAUUGAUUCUGCAUAUAUCUCCCUGUACACAGAUGAGAGUGGUCUGAAGAUGAACAGCGUGGAGCACGUUCCUCAGACGCUUGCCAGCCACAGUCGACUCCCUAUGGAGACUCGGAGCAGCAGGCAGCACGGCGCCGACAUGCUGAAACCUGACCCCCGCGACACCUUCUUCAGGACACCGAUGAUUGACCCUUCUCGGCUGGAGAAUGUGCUGCCACCUUGUCUCUACUCACCCACGUAUGUGGUUAAAGACUUUCCCAUCGCACGCUACCAAGGCCUGCAGUUUGUGUAUCUAUCCUUCAUCUAUCCCAAUGAUUUCACCCGGCUAACACACAUGGAACGGGAGAACAAGUGUUUCUAUCGGGAGUCACCCAUUUAUCUGGAGAAGUUUGGCUUCUACAAAUACAUGAAAAUGGAUGAAGAGGAGGAUGACAGGCCAUUCUUCUUCCCCAACCCUGAUGAUUUUCUUGAAGAGGAGGAAGGUGUGGAUCCUGAGGAUGAAGAAGAGAUUGUGGGCACUCCACCAUCAAAACGGAUCACGCACCCCAGCCAGACCAGUCACACCUCAAGCCCUUCUUAUAAAUCAGGGUCCGUGUCAGCCAGGAAGGAGGAAGGUGUGCAGCUAAAAAAGGCAGUACUGAGAGAACAGAGAUACUUCCACAAGGAUGAGACACUCAAUAGGGAUUGGAGGAAAGGGACUGAGCCAGAUGAGCUUGAAAGACAGCCUCAUUUGGCAAAGAUGGAGGAUAUUCAGGAUGAGAAUGUAGUGCACGGCCGCUCGUUGUCUUGGAUUCAGAACCACAAAGAAGGUCUGAAAAGAAAGGAACACACUCCUAAACUGAGUCGAUCCUCCCUUCUGUUCCCACAGAAAUCGUCCUUCACAGCACUCACCAGCCGAGCUAAGCAGCUUCUGACCAACUCCGCACACGCUGGCCGUAAAGACAAUGCACAUCGCGAUAAUGGGAAAAGCCACCCAAACACAAACAAGGAGCGCAAGAAAGACAAUAAAAUCUAUAUCACCCGGCCCCGGCCUGGAAAUGAGAAAAAAAGUCAACAUCGUGAGGUAUUUCCUGGUUUUCUCUAUCACAGUGGGAAAACCACCAAAUUAAUGAAUCUUAAUUCCAAGCCUAAAGUGAGAAAAAGCAUCCUUGGGGGUCCUAAGUUUCUUGCCAGGCCACCUCAUAAAGAAAACAGAGCCCUUCCGUUGAACUCAAACUCUAGCCAUCAGAGUGCGGUUCAGCUGGCCUCCAGCAAGGCACUGCUCACUAAUCACACAGAACAGAGCAAAUUGGCAGCUACACCAGCUACUUCUAGUUUUCAGCCUGCAUUUUCGGUUACUCCUCCCUCCUUCCACAAUAUAUCCUCUGAAAAUGCUCUACACACCGAACCUCCCCGGUUCACCUCCUACCUCCGGACUACUGAGAUCACUGAGACUCAGGUGAAUCGAGCAGAGAUAGAACCUGAGCUGGAAGAAGAAGGCGACCUAUCAGAGUACAGCUACGAAGAGGUUGAGCCGCGGCCAGGCUGGGCUGAAGAGGCCAUUAAUUGGCAGAGGACAUUUUCCGUCAACAGUAUGGACUUUGAGACGUUGCGUUCUGACUGGAAUGAUCUGAGGUGUAAUGUCUCAGGCAACCUGCAGCUUCCUGAGAGCGAGGUGGUGGAUGUGCUUGCCCAGUACAUGGAGAAAUUAAAUGAGCACAACGGAGGUAUCUACACACUUUUGCGGAUUAUAAACGUGGAGAAGAGGCGUGACUCAGCAAGGGGGAAUCGCUACCUGAUUGAGCUGGAGCUGAUGGAGAGGGGCAGGAAUGUAGUGCGUCUGUCUGAAUACAUCUACCUCUUACUGCACCGUGGCCGGAUUGAGGAUAGUCUGGAAACUAGUGAUGGGGUCACUGGCUCACCCCCCUCCGCUCCAAUCUCACCCAGACCCUCUGCCUCCUCUCAGCCACUCGCUCGCACUGUCCGUGCGACCCCACGACCUGGGACAGUCUUUGCCAAGCCACUGCUCUGUCAGCCGGUCAUGCUGCAGUGGAAAAGAGAUGUCAUGGUGCACUUCGUAGUGCCUGUAAAGAACCAGGCUCGCUGGGUCCAACAGUUCAUCAGUGACAUGGAGCUCUUGCACCACGAGACAAAGGAUGAGAACUUCAACAUCAUCAUCGUGGAUUUCCAGAGUGAUGACAUGGACAUAGAGCAGGCUCUGAGAGAAAGCUCUGUGCCAAGAUAUGACUAUCUGAGGAGGGAGGGGAAUUUCGAACGCUCAGCUGGAUUGCAGAUUGGAGUGGAUACUAUUGAGGACAGUCACAGUAUUCUGUUCCUGUGUGAUUUGCACAUUCACUUUCCGCUCAACAUCCUGGAGAGCAUCAGGAAGCACUGUGUGGAGGGCAGGCUGGCCUUCGCUCCGAUCGUCAUGAGGCUGGGAUGUGGAAGCUCUCCGCAAGAGCCCGAUGGAUACUGGGAGGUGAAUGGCUUUGGCUUGUUUGGAAUUUAUAAAUCUGACUUUGACAAAAUCGGUGGUAUGAACACAGAGGAGUUUAAAGACCGCUGGGGAGGAGAGGACUGGGAACUGCUGGACAGAGUGCUACAGAAUGGCCUUGAAGUGGAGAGGUUGAGAUUGCGGAACUUCUUUCACUACUAUCACUCUAAAAGAGGCAUGUGGAACUCCCAAAUAAAAAAGAGCUCAAAAGGCUAACACACAUCCCAUACAUAUUUAAAUACAAAAGCGAAAGACUUCACUUUAACUGAUGGGUUAUCCUGAGCAGUCCCAUGUCCUCUGACUUUUAUGAACCAUGCAGGAGGGAUACACACAUGGACACAGCCUGGCUACCUUUGUGUAUGCACUUCAGUCCUACCCAAGAGCACCACUGGACUCUUCUUUGUGCGUUAUCAGUGUGUAUGAAGGUGUGUGAGAUUCUUUCUAUGUAAGGAGUGGAAUUUUCUUAUACUUGAAGUAACCAUGAUUGAACAUUUUUACAAAAAGUGAAGGUACGUGCAGCUAAAACAAGCUGCCUAAAGAAAGUGCUCUGCACCAGUGGCUAGUGCGCCGUAAUGAUAUCAAGUUCAAUUUCAGGAGAAAUUAUAGAGAAGUUGCUUGAUGUGUGCCUCAUCAUGCUGUAUAAUAUGAAGGUAACUGUGUAGAAGCUUAGCACUGUGGGUAGAUAUGACCUCUAUGGGUAUAAGAGGUUUUUUUUAAGCUACAGCACUGAUUCCUGUUGAAGUGCAGACUAAUGUUUAUGUAUUCCUUGAUCUGUAUUCACAUCCUUAUAUCUGCCAGCAGAGGGUGACACUGAAAUCCUAAAAAAAAUGAAUGAGUAUAUAUGUAGUGGACAGGAUAAAGCUUAUAUGCUGAUGUGUAAAGAGUGGAAAUGGGAGUGUUUCAGCUUGCCACCCAUUCAUUUUUGAUACAGAGAUGGGACGUGGUAACUCACUGGUUAAGACAUUGGCUAUUAGGAUGUCCAAUGAUUUUGUUGUGAGUUCAAAUCCCAGCACUGCCAAGCUGCCACUUCUGGGUACUGAAGUAAGGUCCUUAACCCUCAACUGCUUAGUUGUAUAAAUAGUAUAGUUAUAAGUCACUCUGGAAAUGGUUGUCUGCCAAAUGGCAUGCAAAAAAUGCAGCAUUGGCAAAAACCCAACACUUUUGUCACAUGACAUAUGACUUUACCGUAUCCGAAUAAGUCAGUUACCCGUCUAUCUGCAUGACUGUUUAUCCUGCAGGAAAAUAUCACAUUUGAUCAUAAUUCAAACCAUAAGAUUUAAGCAAGCCAGCUGCCAAGGAUGCAUCUACUUUUUAUCUAAAUUUUUAUUUUAAAAAUAUAAUAAUAAUAAAUUAAUAUAUUAUCAAUGUCUGAUGAAAAAGCAUUCCAUAUUGUUAUGUUAAUUACAUGGAAUGCAUUUUUACCUGUUUGUACCCAAACAGUAUUCCAUAUACUGUAAAUUGAUGCCACUUCUUGUUCUGGGAUUUGUGUUUAAAUGUGAAAUCAGUUUAUUUUAAUUCAGAUCAUGGUGCCAUUUUAAUUAGUAAACUAUACCUGCCCAGCCUCUGACACCCCAGAAUCUGUAAGUAAGGUUCAAAUAAAUCAUAGAUUUCAACCAUUAUCAUCCAACAUCAGAAUUAAGACACAUUAAUUGGCAUUUCAUGCUUUUUUCACUACUAAACUAGUAUUCUGACUUGUAAGCCUAGGCAACAGAUGCAUGUAAUGUUUUUAAUUAGCAGUGAACUACAUCUCUGACUUUACCUUUACAAAUAGCAUGUAACAGCACAUCCAAGACAUUUUAUCUAGCUGUUGAUCAAAUUGAUCUAAAAAACCAUCUCAUCAAACACGAGGCGUGUUCGAUUUCACUAUAAAUGAUUCACACAUUAACACACACUUUAAAACAUGUGCUCAUGCAUGUUUUUUCUAGGCGGUGGGAGGAAACUGAGUCAAAUACACAGUGACCUGAGAUCAGGAUUGGACUUGUGUAGAUGUGGGAAGGGUCAAAAACAUUUUCACUUUACUUUAUUGUGUUUGGCAGGCAAUGUAUCCAGAGUGUUGUGUAAUCUCUAGUAAAAACACAUCAUCAUGCUAGUUUUAUAUGCCAGGGAUUAAGAGUAGCAUCAAUCUCAAUACCCUGCUGCUGAGGCUAAUAACAGUAUGACAAAACCCAAAACAAGGAAAGUACUCCAGCCAGCCACUAGAGAGCACCAGAGACACGCUGUCCACCACAUAUACAGUCAUUCAUUAUGCACUACUGUUGUAAAUGGCUAACCAGGUUUCCUUCUCCUGAAUACACUGAAUAGUUUAAAAAUCCUGCUAACUCUCAUUUAAACUGAAGAUUGAAACUGCUAAAAAUCUGCCAUAGCAUUUCAUUUAUUUGUAUUUUUUGUUUGUCAAAUUACUUACAAUUUGUCCUGAAAAAAAAAAAAUAGCAACAACAACAACAACAUAGACUUCGAGUUCUCAGAUGCAAAAAUGCACACUGGCUUGUGUUGAGAGACAGCCUAAAGCUCUUGUAUAGCUAUAGAUCAUUUUACAGUGAGCUGUUACUGUAGUCUAGAGACUUUCCAGUGGGCAAAUUCUGUCUUCUCCCAUGUGUGCCUUUUCUUUUUGGUGUUUUCUUGGCUGAUGGUAGUAAACUGGAAUUGAUGUGUUUUAAUGGAUUUCUAUCUGAUUAUAUGAUAAUCCAAAAUUCUGUAAUGUUGUAACAUUUCAAGGAGGAGAAAUGUGGGUCUGAGUUUCACAAGAAAUGUCACUGGAAUUGUAUGGCAGCUGUAUGCAAAGGUGACACUGAUACAGAGUUUUAUGCCCUAUAUUUCUGAAGUAAUGCAGUAUUUACACUGACAGGAAUGACCAAGGUGCUAAAGAUGUGUGGAACCGAUCAGCACAUUUUACACUUUGUGUCAUUCCAUAACGUUAUAUUACAGCUAACUCUGUUUACACGCUGCUGGUACGCUGUUUGUUGGCAAAGAAAGCCACAAACUGUACAUCGAAAGCUGUCUUUUUUUCAUUCAUUAAAGCUUUCUUUGUGCCCUAUCUUAACGAAUGAGUCCUGCAAUCCUGCAGUUUUAGAAAUCAGAGGAAGAGACCGAAUCAUUUUGAAUUCAAACAGGGAUCUAUAUUUCGAAGUAAUUUCUGUGAAAUUGUUGUGUAGAUAAAUUUAAGAAUGUAUUGUAUUAUUUUCAUUUUCAGCUUUUUGGUUAUUUUUUUGGAAGAAUAAAGUUUUAUGCUGAA